AUGACGAGAUCCAGAUUUGCUCGUGCAGUCACAACAACAAAUGCGCCUGAAACCACAACAGCUGCUGAUGCCACCACAAAAGCAGCUGAUGCUACCACAAAGGCUCCUGAUGCUACCACGAAGGCGCCUGAUGCUACAACAAAAGCUCCUGAUGCAACAACAGCAGCAGGUGAUGCGACAACAAAAGCUCCUGAUGCCACAACGAAAGCACCUGAUGCAACUACCGCCGCAGGAGGAGAAACAACCGCAGCAGGAGGAGCUACAACUGCAGCUCCAGAUGCUACGACCGCAGCACCAUCGGGAGAAAAGUCUUGUAAAGCUGGAACAGCUGGUGGGCUGUGCAAAGACUGCUCCACGCUCUUGGUAAGAUUUUAA
This is a messenger RNA of Ctenocephalides felis (cat flea), 375 nucleotides long. Its product is annotated as threonine-rich protein-like. Bases 1 to 375 code for a protein of 124 amino acids. The record is from RefSeq and is a predicted model, not a curated record. The transcript has a single exon. NCBI's taxonomy places the organism in Eukaryota, Metazoa, Arthropoda, Insecta, Siphonaptera, Pulicidae.